Molecule: messenger RNA, 2771 nt
Organism: Cuculus canorus (common cuckoo)
Lineage: Eukaryota; Metazoa; Chordata; Aves; Cuculiformes; Cuculidae
Gene: GNPAT
Product: glyceronephosphate O-acyltransferase
Exons: 16
Coding region: 16-2217 (733 amino acids)
Biological process (GO): ether lipid biosynthetic process
Cellular component (GO): peroxisomal membrane; mitochondrial membrane; peroxisome
Molecular function (GO): glycerone-phosphate O-acyltransferase activity
Source: RefSeq, a predicted model, not a curated record
CCCGUCGCCCCCAAGAUGGCGCCGCCCACUGCGCGGCGGCGCCCGCGCCCCCGCCUUCCCCCGCCCCGUGCCGGGCAGCGCCGCGCGGGGCCAUGGGCGCCGCGGGAGACAGCGGCGAGCGGGCGGCGGCGGAGGUGUAGGGCGGUGGAGCGGCGCAGGGUGGGAGAGCGGCGCGGCGGAGCGAGCGGGGCCAUGACGGCGGCGGCCGGGCGGGCGCGGCGAGGGACGCCCAUGUACUCGCAGAAAGAGCUUACAUCAAAGAAAAGAGAUGAGUUUGAGGAUAUCUUGGAGGAAAGACGAUUGUCCAGUGACUUGAGAUAUGCAAUGAAAUGUUAUACUCCUGUGAUCUACAAAGGGCUUUCACCUUGCAAGCCAAAUGCUAUUAAAAGUGCUGUUCUGCAGUCCGAACAAGUUCAAUAUGUUAUCAAGCAGUUAGCAAAAGAGAUGGGAGAAUCGCCUGAUAUAAUUCAAGAAGAAGCCACGGAAAUCCUGGAUGAGAUGGGUCACAGUAUGCAAUUAGGAACUGUCAGAUUUUUUGCUUUUACUCUGAGCAAAAUAUUUAAAAGGCUUUUUCAGAGAGUUUGUGUAAAUGAAGAAGGAAUGCAGAGAUUGCAGCACGCCAUUCAAGAGCAUCCCGUUGUGCUGCUUCCCAGUCACCGAAGCUACGUAGACUUUUUGAUGCUGUCUUAUUUGCUAUAUACGUAUGACUUGGCUUUGCCUGUCAUUGCUGCAGGAAUAGAUUUCCUAGGAAUGAAAAUUGUUGGUGAGCUGUUACGAAGGGGAGGUGCCUUUUUUAUGCGACGUUCCUUUGGUGGGAACAGACUCUACUGGGCAGUGUUUGCUGAAUAUGUAAAAACAAUGUUAAGGAGUGGCUAUGCCCCAGUUGAAUUUUUUCUUGAAGGGACUAGAAGCCGCACUGCCAAGACUCUGACUCCGAAGUUUGGUCUUCUCAGCAUUGUGAUGGAACCAUUUUUCAAACGUGAAGUCUUUGACACCUACCUUGUUCCCAUUAGCAUCAGCUAUGAGAGAAUAUUAGAAGAAUCUCUCUAUGCAUAUGAACUCCUAGGAGUCCCAAAGCCCAAAGAGUCUACAUCUGGGUUGUUAAAAGCCAGAAGAAUCCUCAGUGACAAUUUUGGUACCAUACACAUCUACAUUGGCCAGCCGGUAUCACUUAGAACCUUGGCAUCUGGGAGGAUCAGUCGGUGCCCAUACAAUUUGGUACCCAGGCAUCUUCCCCAAAAGCCAUCUGAGGAUAUCCAAGAAUUUGUCAGUGAUGUAGCUUAUAAAAUGGAGCUCCUGCAAAUAGAAAACAUGGUUUUGAGCCCGUGGGUGCUAGUUGCUGCUGUCCUGCUCCAGAAUUUGCCAGCUGUGGAAUUUGAACUUCUAAUAGAAAAGACCCUGUGGCUUAAAGGCUUAACGCAGACUUUCGGAGGAUUCAUUGAAUGGCCUGAUAACUUGUGUGCCAAAAAAGCAGUCAUGUCUGGCCUCACCCUGCAUUCCAACGUUGCUCGCCUUAUCGAUGGCCAUGUGGUCCUAAACGACAAAGGAGUGGAAGAUGGAGCUGUAGGGGAAAUCGUCUUUAAGCGUGCUCUGGCCAUCCUCAUGUGUGCCACCUACAGAAAUCAGCUGCUGAAUGUGUUUGUGCGUCCAUCUCUGGUGGCAGUCGCCUUGCAGAUGACACAUAGCUUUAGAAAAGAGGAAGUCUAUAGCUGCUUCAGCUUCUUGAGAGACGUUUUUUCUGAUGAGUUCAUCUUCUUUCCUGGCAUUUCAUUGAAGGAUUUUGAGGAAGGAUGUUUUCUACUUACAAAAUGUGAUGCCAUUCAAACAAGUCAACAAGAAAUCUAUCCUACUGACAAAGGAAAUGUUAUAGUAUCUUUCUUGUCAGCUAUGUUCAGACCCUUUGUGGAAGGCUAUCGGUUAAUUUUCAGAUACCUCUCCAAGGAAACAAAAGAAGCCUUUACUGAGAAGCAGUUUAUACCUGGAGUCCGCAACUUUGUUUUUCAGCUUCUUGAGAAGGGGAUUACACAGUGUUAUGAAGCGCUGUCUUCUGACAUGCAGAAAAAUGCCUUAGCAGCUCUUGUGCAACUAGGUGCAGCAAAGAAGAAGAAAACGUCCAGUGGAUUCAGUUACAAUGUAAAUCAAGAGGCUGUUAAUAAAAUUCUGGACAUGUUUGAUGCUAGGAUACCUGUACAGAAACCCAUGGCUGCACGACUCUGAGUGGUUCCUGAGGCUGUGCCUGGAUGUCGGCACCUGCUGAGGACACCGACCUCCACGCAGCUGGUGGCAUGGGGGCAGGAGCGGCCAGAGUUCCUCUGGGGCGCAGGAGGGAGAGGCGUUCUUCAGCAAGGCAGCUCUCCAUCACCGCUCAGAAACUGUUGCCACCCAGAGUCAGAGCUGUAUUUGUAUCCCCACCGCGUUUUGUUUUUUAAAAGAUUAAACAUUGUAUUUUAUUUUUUUUGGGUUGUCGUUAAAUAUUUAAAGAGACGUGCACAGUAAUGGCUGCUUAAAUACAUUUUUCUAGACUUGUAACAAAGAAUGUGACUGGUUUCAGAGAUUUCAUGGAUGUGAAAAUAUAACAGGGAAUGAAAAGACUUGCUGUUCAAGUUAACCCUUAGGGUGGUGCUGGUAUGGUGGGGCCCUUCCAACCGAAGAGUACAAAUGGCAUCUUGGGCAAUAACCAGAAACGCUGCCUGCUUGGGGCUGGUUCUUUUUAAGGCGACUGGCUUUGUUUUCAUUACUCCGCGGAUGUUAUCUGUAAAAAUGGAAUUAAA